This is a messenger RNA of Anopheles gambiae (African malaria mosquito), 2561 nucleotides long. RefSeq names its product vacuolar protein sorting-associated protein 51 homolog (gene Vps51). Bases 110 to 2404 code for a protein of 764 amino acids. Gene Ontology annotation, biological process: Golgi organization; endocytic recycling; Golgi vesicle transport. The record is from RefSeq and is a predicted model, not a curated record. Gene Ontology annotation, cellular component: EARP complex; GARP complex; membrane. NCBI's taxonomy places the organism in Eukaryota, Metazoa, Arthropoda, Insecta, Diptera, Culicidae. The transcript is spliced from 3 exons.
CGUACGACCUGUCAGUUGCUUGUGAGCCAUUCCCCUAUUUUGGUCAUAAAAAAUCAGCUCAUUGUAUUUAUUGCACAAAAUAUAAAUUAAAUCCUGCCCCAUUCCCACGAUGGGGGACAAAACAAGCAAUCCGUACGAUAUGGACGGUUCGUCCUUCGAUGCGGAUCGUUAUCUGCAGAAGCUCCUCAAGGAAUGUUCGCUGAAGCAAAUCAUGGACACCGAGGCAACGAUCGUGCGCCAAACGCAAACACUCCACAGCGACAUGCAAACGCUCGUGUACGAAAACUACAACAAAUUCAUCUCGGCCACCGACACCAUCCGCAAGAUGAAAACCGACUUCAAGUCGAUGGAAACGGAAAUGAACCUGCUGAUGGCAAACAUGAACUCGAUCACCGAGUUUAGCGAGCGCAUUACGGACACGCUGCAGGAAACGCGCUCCCAGCUGACGCGCCUGUCCGGCAAGCACCAGCUGCUGAAGAAGCUACAGUUUCUUUCCUCCCUGCCGGCGAAGCUGAAGACGCUGAUCGAGGAAGAGAAUUACCAGCAGGCGGUACAGGAGUACUCGCACGCCCAGAAAGUGCUGCAACAGUACGGCCAGCAGCCGUCGUUCCAGGGCAUACAGGAGGACUGCAUAAAGAUACUGGACGAGCUGAAGGAGCGGUUGAAGGGCGAGUUCCGCCAGACGGGCAAAUCGGCCCAAUCGCUCACGGAAAUCGGUGAACUGUUGCUGCAGCUCGGCGAACGCCCAUCGUCCCUCGCGAAGGAGAUGCUCGAGUGUGCCUCGAAGCGACUGCACGAGCAGAUUGUCGUGCUGCAGGAUCAAACCGAUCGCGAUAUGAUCGAGUUCAUUGACCUGGGCAUCGAGGGAUUCCUGAAGGAUCUGACGCUGGUAAUUAGCUCGUACAGUGACAUGUUUCUCACCAAGCAUCUCGAGCAGGAGGCGGACGACUUUGAGCAGACGGCCCGGAUCGAUCUGAACGCGUUCGUGAACCGCAACGUGGACGAGUAUCUGGCGCUGGUGCAGGACCGGGCCGAGCUGGAGAUUGGCCACGGCGAUUCGCAGAUCAUACUGCGCGGGCUGGACCGACUGCAUCGCCGAAUGACCGCCAUGCGAACGCUCUGCCGUGCGGUGGACAUGAGCAAGUCGGGCAUUGACAUCAUCGUGAACGCGGCGCAACAGCUCUGCCAAACGCACAUGCGCUCGCUGAAGGACCAUUUCGCGGACAGUCUCAGCUCGGUACGGUUGGCGCUGGUGAGCUCGGCCAAUACAGCCCCAGCAGGUACUGCCGCUACCUCCUCCUCCUCCCAGUCAGGGGCAGCCGGUGGACAGGGUAGCGCCAGUGGCCACACGACCACACCGUUGCGCGAGCUCAUCUCGAACCUGUACAUCUCCACCAUCGAGAAGGUGAAGGGACUGAUGCAGGACUUGCUCAUCUUCCUACAGCCCGAAUGGUCCUUCAACCUGAAAGGCGACCCCAAGGGCGUGCAGUGCAUUGAGGGCAUCCGGGAGAAUCUGCUCGUCGCGUUCCUGCGCCACUUUUGCACCACGGUCAAUGGGUACGGGACCGUUAGUUCCACCGCUCCACCGACCCUGCUGCUCGUGCUGUCGAAGGUUUGCCUCGAGAUGGAUCGGGCCGGUGUGCACGCGCUUACCUCGCUGGUGGACGAGCUGUACAACCUGGACGCGGAGCGUAGCGGCACACUCGUGCACGAGUCGGAACUCUGCACGGAGAUGCGUGAUUCCGCCCAGCUGCUGCUCGACUCGUACGUACGUCUGCAGGGUCUGCACCUGUCGCAGAUGCUGCGCAAAAGUGUGGAAACGCGCGACUGGCUCAACUGUCUCGAGCCGCGCUCGGUGCGGGCCGUCAUGAAGCGCGUGGUGGAGGAAAUAUCCGCCAUCGAGGCCGUGCUCGGCGAGCUGUACGAUAGCAGCGUGACGCAGCACGGCGGAUCGCGUACGACGGCGAGCAGCGAUUCGAGCCGCAAGACGCACUUCAGCAUUGCCGCCUCGAAGCAGUCCCAGUUCCGGUCGACCUGGUCGACGUACACGCCGCAGUCGCAGCUGGACAGCAGCUUCGUGUCGAACAUGCAGCGGCUGUUUUCGGAAAAGAUCGAAAUCUUUGCCCCGGUCGAGUUCUCGAAGGUGUCCAUCAUUACCGGCAUCAUCAAGAUCUGUCUGAAGACGCUGCUCGAGUGCGUGCGGUUGCGCACGUUCAGCCGGUACGGGCUGCAGCAGAUACAGGUCGAUGCGCACUACCUGCAGAUGAACCUGUGGCGGUUCGUGAGCGACGAAAAUCUGAUUCAUGUCCUGCUCGAUGAAAUCCUUGGCUCGGCCGUGCUGCGCUGCCUGGAACCCAUCCUGAUGGAACCAAACGCGGUGGAAAUUAUCUGCGAACGAAACUAAAGUUGCAAUUGAACCAACAUUCCAACGUAUUAGACAUUCGUAUUUAAAUAUUUAAACUAAAGAGAAAGUAAGGUUGCAAUUGUUAUCGCUUUUCGGAUAUCGAUCGGACAGAAAUAAAAGAAGAAAAACCAUAACACCAGCGGUGUACGCUCAUUAA